AUGACAGUCCUCCAAAAUCCAGAAAACAGUAGCCGAUUUACUAAUGUGUCUGUUAUUGCACCUGAAUCACAAGGGCAACAACAAGGACAACAACAACAAGAACAACAGCAACAGCCACAACCGCAGCAGCAGCAGCAGCUGCUGCAAAAGCAGGUGCAGGACCAAUCGCAGCAACCGCAACCGCAGAAGCAGGAGCAGCAGCAGGAACCGCAAAAACAGUCAACAGGAACACUUAAGACUUUAAAUGGCUUUUCAAGUGUACAGCAACCAAUAUUCACAGCAAACACACCUUCUACGCCCUCCGCAGAUUUGAGCGACAAUCCAGCAUGGUUCAAUAAUCCAAAGAAAAGGGCUAUACCAAGCUCGAUACUCAAAAGAUCAACCGGCCAGUCUUUGAGCCCGGUACGCGAUACUGCAGAUGCGUCUGUUACGUUGUCCAAGCCCAACGGGUUCAACAAUGUUACAUUUGGCUCUAAAAAGGACCCACGUAUUCCUAACAAUGUCUUUCAAAAUGACGGCAGUAACAACACCACCAACAACAGUCACAAUCACGAUUUAAAUGCUAUAGUUUUUGAUUCCAAUGAGGCUCCACCCAAAGCUUCUCUGGCGGAUUGGCAAAAAGAGGAUGGCAUACUUGCGAUUGAUAGUGACAAUAUCGAAGAUCCUAAUUUAACUGCCAACAUGACACUUGAUCAGAAACUAACAACUCCUUUUUCACCCUUCAAGCAGACAGAAAAAAAAGCUAGAUUAUUUAACCUGUUCGACAAAACUACAAAAGUGCCACCAAAUAAUGAGCCACUAAAUAACAGAUUAGAUGAUAUUACGGUUAAUAAUAAUACAGAAGCUUCACCGGAUGUAGACAAUAAUGCAGUUAUCAUUUUCGGAUAUCCAGAAUCGAUUGCUAACUCUAUAAUUCUCCAUUUUGCUAACUUUGGCGAGAUCUUAGAAGACUUCAAAAUAAUAAGAGACUUCAGAAAACCAAAUUUGAAAAAUAAGCUAUCUAGUCAAACACACACCGCACAAAAACGUCCCAUAUACACUGGCGAUGGUUGGGUAAAAUUGACUUACGAUUCUCAAGUUUCUAAAAAUCGCGCCCUGCAAGAGAAUGGGCUCAUAAUGAACGGUACAUUGAUCGGCUGUGUUUCAUAUAGUCGAGCUGCUCUCAAGCAAUUAGCGUCUUUAAACAAUUCGGAAAACAUAACAGGUGAUAUUACAGGUCUAGAAAGUAGUUUAAGUUCAAAUGGCUUCAGCAACUAUAAACAAACAGAAGGAUUCUUCGAAAAUGCUAAGACAACAACAGCUACUUCUAGAGCUCGUAAUUCAGAAUUCAAAGUUUCCAAAAAUUCUAGUUCUUUUAAAAAUUCACGUAAACUAGAAAUAAAGGAUGGUAGGUCAUUAUUUUUGAGGAAUAGAGGGAAGAUUCAUAGUGGCGUGUUAAGCUCUAUCGAAUCCGACUUGAAAAAACGGGAACAGGAAGGUAGACAUAAGAAAGGCUGGUUAAAUAGGUUGAAUAAUUGGUUAUUUGGAUGGAAUGAUCUUUAA
Messenger RNA from Saccharomyces eubayanus, 1542 nucleotides. RefSeq names its product FG-nucleoporin NUP53 (gene NUP53). NCBI's taxonomy places the organism in Eukaryota, Fungi, Ascomycota, Saccharomycetes, Saccharomycetales, Saccharomycetaceae. The record is from RefSeq and is a predicted model, not a curated record. The transcript has a single exon. Gene Ontology annotation, cellular component: nuclear membrane; nuclear pore central transport channel; nuclear pore nuclear basket. Gene Ontology annotation, molecular function: structural constituent of nuclear pore; phospholipid binding; single-stranded DNA binding. The coding region runs from base 1 to 1542 and encodes 513 amino acids. Gene Ontology annotation, biological process: NLS-bearing protein import into nucleus; nuclear pore organization; regulation of DNA-templated transcription.